AUGUCUGCUGAAAGUAAUCAGUUAUCAGGGGAGUCAUCAUCUCUUCACCCUUCUACCACUUCCCAACAAUCCACACAGACCUUAUCUUCAGAGGAAGAGGACAUUGAGGGAGAGGAGGAGAGUUCAAAGGAAGAAUCUCCAUUUUAUGAAGAUAAAGAGUAUCUGGAGGAGAAUGAGCAUCUGGAGGAAGAAAAGUGUCUGAAAGGAGAGGCAUACCUGUAUGAACAAGAAUAUCUGCAGCAGAAAAAGAGUCUGAAAGAAAAAAAUCAUUUGUAUGAAGAAUAUCUGGAAAGGGGUGAGUAUAUGGAGGAGGCCCUUCCAAAAGAUGGUAGCUUUAGUUCACCACAGUGCCCAGGAAAAAAGAACAAACUUGAGAACUACCCAAAGUUCAAAUUAUCAACCCUACCCAUGGUGACCACCUUCUUCACUAUCCCUACUCCCAUCUUUGAACCUGCUAGCAAGUCUCUUUAUUAUGUCACGAAGCCUUCUACAUCCUUCAUGAAGAAUGAUGGAGAGUCUCUGUCCUGGCAGGACCAGGGCACACAGACGGAAUACAUCUAUGAGACCAAAGCACCUUCAAAAUUAAAACUAAAAACAGAGCAAGAAGGCUCAACAACAAUACUAUCCACCUUGAAGUCAGAUUCAGAAGAUGUCAAGUUUGUCUCUCAAAGGAACUUUUGGGAUGAUAUAUUAAAUGAGCCCAUAGACACACUGGAAGUCAAAGACUUCAAUGACAAUCUUUUUAAAACCUCGUAUGACUCAGUAUUUAGGACCAUGAUCAAAGAAAUGGCUGCUCUCAAUGAACUGGAAGAGGAUAUUGACAUUCCCCUGACUGGCCAUCUGGAGAGUGAAACCAGAAGGAAACUGGGAAUUCUGAUGAAGACAAAUUUUGAAGAGUACAAGGGAAAAAUUCAAUGGAUUAUGAAGAAACGUGAAAACUUACUCAAUCCCAAGAUUACAGAGACUUGUACUUACUCAUUGUGUUUAUGGAAUCAAUCAUCACAAAUCAAGAAGUCUGAGAUAGAAGAAGCAAAAAAAACUCAUCAUAUUGUUCAUCAUAACAAGAAAUUAGAAGUAGAUACAGAGUGGACAAAGAGCAAUGUUAAGGUACCUCAAGGUGAUGUAAAAUUAAUUCUCUACUCCAAUGAGAGUAUCUUCCAAAUUCUCUUUCCUGAUGGAUCAGGCCAGAUACAUUAUCCAUCAGGAAACCUGGCUAUGCUCAUCCUCAGUACAAAAGAGAGCAAGUUCACAUAUAUCAUUCUGGAAGACAGUGAAGAAAUGUGUGUUCAGGCCCUUAUCAAUAACUCUGGCCAUGCCACCUUCUAUGAUGAAAACAGAGAAAUCUGGUUGAACCUGAGCCAAAACCUGGGCUACUACUUUGCCAAAGGCAAACCACAGAAGGCCUGGAACUGGUGGAAUCUGAAUCUCCAUGUCCACGCACCCCCUGUCCAGUCUAUCUCCUUAAAUAUCAACCAGUACAUCAAGGUACAAAUCAGGAGCCAAGAUAAGAUCAUCUUCCACUUCAUCCACCAAACAAAGCACAUUCGCUUAAACCUGGGCACCAAGUACAAGCUCAUACUCCCAGAGAUACUGAGUGAAAUGAAGAAGAAAGCAAUCCUGGAGGUGGAAUUCAGUUCAACAGCUCACAAAAUCCAGAUCCUUCUGGGGAAAAUGAACAGGAUCCUGAAUUUCCUCACUAUCUGUGAUUUGGAAAACUUCUUAGAGGGCACCAAGAUCUUACCAAAUGAUGAAUUCCCAACCUUCUUACCUACCUUGGAUCUGUUGGACAACAUGGGUCUGAAGGGAACAUCCUCCAUCCUAGACUAA
This is a messenger RNA of Artibeus jamaicensis (Jamaican fruit-eating bat), 1827 nucleotides long. It is a transcript of the gene ERICH6B, whose product is annotated as glutamate rich 6B. The transcript has 11 exons. The coding region runs from base 1 to 1827 and encodes 608 amino acids. NCBI's taxonomy places the organism in Eukaryota, Metazoa, Chordata, Mammalia, Chiroptera, Phyllostomidae. The record is from RefSeq and is a predicted model, not a curated record.